UGUGGAAGCCACGCGCUGCAAACCACAUCUGAUCUGGUUUCCAAGCCUUGCUAGUGUUUUCUGUACUCAAUCCUCUGAACCCAUCAUCCAAAGCCCUGCAACCCUGCAAUCUCUGUCAAAUUAGUGGAACUCCCAACUCCCAAGUGCCUCACUAAUCCACCCACCAUCCCGUACACACCCCCAAAUCCAAACAAAAAACAACACAGUACUCUGUACCCUAUUUAACUGCACCAAAACUGAGCCAUUUGAGCUUAAACAAAACACAACAGAAUCAAACAUGGCAGCCACAAAGCCCUCUCAAUCCAGCGAAACUUUCUCUUCCCCAAGUGCCCCUGCAGCAUCCCCUGCGCCAUCCGACGUGGCACUAAUGGCCGACCCAUUCAAGGACGUCGAAGCCCAGGUGGACUACGGACAGAGGGGUCAGUGGCUCCGAGCAGCCGUGCUGGGAGCCAACGAUGGGCUUGUUUCCACAGCAUCCCUCAUGAUGGGUGUCGGCGCCGUCAAACCCGAUGCCCGAGCAAUGCUACUUUCCGGCCUUGCGGGGCUCGUGGCCGGUGCAUGCAGCAUGGCAAUCGGAGAAUUCGUGUCUGUUUACACACAGCUUGACGUUGAGCUUUCUCAGAUAAAGAGAGAAAAUCCCACCGAAGAAAAAGAAGAAGAUGGGCUUCCGAAUCCGUUUCAGGCGGCUAGUGCUUCGGCCCUGGCUUUUACGGCGGGCGCCGUUGUUCCGUUGCUUUCGGCGGCCUUCAUUGAAUCGCACUGGGUUCGUAUGGGUGUUCUCGUGGCCACCUCUAGCGUUGCUCUUGCUGUUUUCGGAGCUCUGGGAGGUUUUUUUGGAAAAUCUCCAGUGCUAAAGGCGGCGCUGCGGGUUCUGUUUGGCGGCUGGGCCGCCAUGCUUGUGACUUAUGGAAUUCUUCGCCUUUUUGCCUCGUUUGGGAUCUGAUUGAAUGGCAUUGAAAUCCUUGCCAUUGGAUUAUCAGCUUUGAAGUACACAUUCGAAGCAGUAUUUUUAAAACCAAGACCUCCCAUAUAAAUAACUCGCACCUAACGUAGGUCAUCUCCAUCACUACUUAGAUCAAAGUUGUUAUUUUCACUUGACGUGUAGAAUGAAUUCGGGUCUAGAAUAAUUUAGGCGUGCCUCCCUCUGUCUACUUCUAUGUAAAUUAUUAUUAUAUUGGAAAUUCGUAUCAGCAAUCGGAUUUGCCAAAAUCUUGCAAUGCUUGAGCUGGCAUUGCAGUUAAAGGGUCUGUACAAAGUCCUUAUUGUGUCCCCCAUUUUCACUUUAUGUCAAAAAAAAGUUAGUUUAAAUUGUGAUUCUGACA
Molecule: messenger RNA, 1322 nt
Organism: Cryptomeria japonica (Japanese cedar)
Lineage: Eukaryota; Viridiplantae; Streptophyta; Pinopsida; Cupressales; Cupressaceae
Product: vacuolar iron transporter homolog 4
Exons: 1
Coding region: 278-943 (221 amino acids)
Biological process (GO): intracellular manganese ion homeostasis
Cellular component (GO): membrane
Molecular function (GO): iron ion transmembrane transporter activity; manganese ion transmembrane transporter activity
Source: RefSeq, a predicted model, not a curated record